This is a messenger RNA of Spirodela intermedia, 6617 nucleotides long. Lineage: Eukaryota; Viridiplantae; Streptophyta; Magnoliopsida; Alismatales; Araceae. The record is from the annotation of a GenBank genome assembly.
AUGAGGCCGGCGGCGGCCGCCGGAUGGCUCCUGGUAGUGCUGGCGGUGAUGAUGACGUCGGCUCCCGUUGCGGAAUCCGCCGUCGCAAGCAUAGAUCUAGGAUCAGAGUGGCUAAAAGUGGCCGUCGUCAACCUGAAGCCGGGGCAGCCCCCGAUCUCCGUUGCCAUCAAUGAGAUGUCUAAGCGCAAGUCCCCGGCGCUGGUUGCGUUCAGCGGGGGCCAGCGCCUGGUCGGCGAGGAGGCCGCUGGGAUCGCCGCUCGGUACCCGGAGAAGGUGUACUCCUCCGUCCGGGACAUGGUAGGCAAACCACACGGGUGUGUUAGAGGGAAGGUGGAGGCCGCGUACCAAUCCUUCGAUCUGGUGGAGGACUCGAGGGGGGCCGCAGGGAUCCGGACUGACGAUGGAAACGCGACCGUGUAUUCAACGGAGGAGCUGCUGGCGAUGAUCCUCGCCUACGCCAAGAACCUCGCGGAGUCCCAAGCGAAAGUUCCAGUAUUGGAUGCGGUGAUCACCGUGCCAGCCUUCUUUGGUCAGGCUGAGAGGAAGGCAGUGAUGCAGGCGGCGCAGCUUGCUGGGAUCAAAUUGCUGGGCCUUAUCAAUGAGCAUGCUGGUGCUGCAUUGCAGUAUGGCAUCGACAAGGACUUCAGCAAUGAGUCGAGACAUGUCAUUUUCUAUGACAUGGGCUCAGGUAGUACUUACGCUGCGUUGGUUUAUUUUUCUUCGUACAAGGCGAAGGAGUACGGCAAGACGAUCUCGGUUAAUCAGUUUCAGGUAAGCGAUUCUCUCCUUGUUUAUAGUUUUCUUUCUUGUUUAUAUCUUCCUUAAAAGUGGUCGAUGAAAUUUUAUUAUUAUGGCGUGGUAGUAUCGAGAACGGAGAACUUAAAAGUGGCCGUAAUAUGUUAUUAUGCCCGGUUGAAAUGAGACCUGAAUAAAAGGGCACCUCUAUGGCUGAUGGUCUUCAAGUCUCGCCUUUUCCAGAGUAGACGUCUUAAUAUUUUUUAUACUUUGAUCGUUUCAGGUUAAAGAUGUCAGAUGGAAUACUGAACUCGGUGGAAUGACUAUGGAAUCACGUCUUGUCGAGCAUUUUGCUGACGAGUUUAAUAAAAAACUAGGCAACAGUUUUGAUGUCAGGAAGUCCCCCAAGGCUAUGGCUAAAUUAAAGAAGCAGGUCAAGCGUACAAAGGAAAUUUUAAGUGCAAACACUGCGGCUCCAAUAUCCGUCGAAUCUCUCUACGAUGAUCAUGACUUUAAGUAAGUCAAUCUUAGCCGAAUCUGAAAGGUUCCGUAGUAGUCUAGUAUCCACUUAGAACUGAUAUGCAGUACGGUCUUUAAAGUAUGUUCCUGCCCAGUUCUUGUUCCUUUGCUUAAAACAUUCAUGGCAUUCAAAAUAUUGACAUCUAGAUCCUCUCAGGUUUUUGUCCUCUGGUGGUCCUGUAUGAUCAGUUAUGAUCACAUCGUUUUAACUGCUUCGUACGUCAUUUAUGCCUUCCCUUAUUAGAAAAGUGGACUUUUAUUCCUUAAACGGAAUUGGCUGAGUUUGACAUUUGGUGACUUCUUGUAUCACUAUCUACACCACCAUACUCUACAGUUUUAUGUACUUGACCAUAAAAUAUGUCACAGUAGGAACACCCCUGGCCCAGAAUACACCCAGCCACAGCCCAGCUAGUACCAGAUCAAGCAUCAUGUCGCUAAAAUAAUAACUCAGAAGAGAUUAGAGGAUUUUAAGGUUCUUGCCGCUCAAGAUUGUUUAAUAAUGCCAUCACAGAGUUUUGAAGUCCUCUCAUGUAACUAAACAAUAAUCUGAAUAAUUAUUUGUAUUACCAGGAGCACAAUAACUCGUGAGAAAUUCGAAGAACUUUGUUCAGAUAUCAUGGAGCAGGCAGUAGUUCCAGUAAAAGAGGUACUUGAGCAUUCGGGUUUGAAACUUGAUGAAAUAGAUGCAGUGGAACUAAUUGGCGGAGCAACUCGUGUGCCAAAAUUACAGGUAUCAUUUAUAUUGAUAUUUCUAUUGAUUCUCUAGUUGCAUAGCAUUUUAUGCUAAAAAUUAUAGUUGCGAAAGUGUUCAUGCUACUUGAUUUGACGUAUCAGUAUACUAGCAGUAUAGAAGAUUAUAACAUCUGCAUGUUUCAUUUACUUGAGGUUCCAUCCAAUAUAAUUAUCAAGGAAAUGAAUCACUUCAAUGCUGGACUGUCAAAGUCAAAAUAUGGUAUAUUGUAACUGAUAUAACUGGUGUAGGUUGCCUGUAUAAUCCUUGCGGAGGUAUAAUUAUUCUAGAUAAUAAAGAAAACCUUUCAUCUCAUUGACCACAGAGUUUUUUGUGCUGCUAUUAAAACGGAAAGUUGAAAUGACUGAAAAUGAACUCAAUAUGUCUUAAUGAUUGAAUUCAGUCGGGUUGUUGAGUUAUGAUCUUUCAUGCUUAAGGGAUUUGUAACUUGGUUUAUUUUUUAGUUAUGUAUUAGGAGUGACUAGUUCAGAAAAACAUAUUUAACGAACUAUAAUUCAAAAUUGUAGGGUUAUGCCUCAACUUUAAACUUCAGUUCUUUUCUCGAACAUGAUCCAUGAAAUUUCCGGAAAAAUCUUCAUCGAAAUGUUUCCUUGGACUAAACGAGCAAAAAAAUACCGUUUUUUAGACUUCAAUUGAUCAUUGUCUGAUAUCCAAUGUCUAAUCCUUUUGCCAUCAACCACCAAACUAUCUCACAACUAUCAAGUGUUGACAGCCAUUGCAAUUGACUGUAAUACUCAGGCUACUGUCUCAUAUUUAUUUCAGUUCUCUGGGAGCUGAUAGCCACCUUCCACAAGAAAGUUCCUAAUUCUAGUUUAGAUACUUUCACUCACACAAGUGUUCUUUAAAUUCUUUACCUGUCUGUGGAGAGUUUUCGUCAAAGAUCAAUUUCUGCAGCUUUUUGGAUGUAAAUGGUUGUUUACGACAAGGCAUCUCUAUUUUUUUUGGUUCGAGUGUUUGACUAAUCAGUAUUCACUGAUCUGCUUCUCUAGUGAUGCUUAACCUACCUGAAAGUUUAAUCCGACUUCAGGAACUUCUCUACUAUAGAGUCCAUGAUGUUCAUGCUAUAAUUGAUCCCCCAGCGAAGGAUCAACUUUUAUCUCGUAUUGUUGAAUAUAGGUCCCAUUCUCUGUGGUGGUUUCAUCAAUCUCUACAUGUGAUCAGCAAGCCUAUCUUCAGACCAUUAGAUAUUUUCCCAACAACAAAGUCAGAUACAUGUUGUUGCUUGACAUUUGACUGAAAUUUCUUAACCAUGUCAUGUCUUACUGAUACCUCUCGAUUGGAUUACUGAAAACAAUUUAAUUCACCUUGGAAAAUAAAUGGGCGUUCAUGCAGCACUAUAUAUUUAAAAUUGCUUAGUCUAGAGUUUUUCUCGCAUAAAAAUUAAAAUAAAAGAUGUAAUAUGUAUAUAUAUACAUAUACACACAUAGGAAAUUUCGCUAAGCCUAUAUGAGUGUUUGUUGAAUAUCCCAACGAGUACUUGCUGAAAAAUCUGUCUGUGUAUAACCUGAAAGUGGAUUGUCGACCAGUCUAUGUCAAUAUAUUGCAUCACCUGAUCCAUAAAGGUAUGAGUUCUAACAUGCAGAGUUGGGCUUUUGAAGGAUGUCCUAAUCCUGGAUCUGAUCCAUUGUGAGUGCAUGCUUUAAGAAUCCUAUGAUUGGCUUUCUAUCAGUUUCUUCGAAACUGUAACUGAAAUAUGAUGUGUCUCGGAUUUCAUGUCUGAGAGAGUUUUACAUGGACGUGUCUCUAUAGAAUUCCCAUAUUUGGGUUCUGCAGCCUACGCAUUUGUCUUUGUGUACUUUCGAAGUUAGAUCAUGUCAGAUUAACCAGCAAUUAGUGAAGUAUUUGUAAUACACCACAGAAUUUCUUUUCAUGUUAUAUCAUGAAAUUUCAUCAUCUUGGUGUGCAAUUUUUCUUUGACAUUGUUGAUCAAGAGGUUAAUCUAAUUAUUCAUCCUGUUGGCAGGCUAAGCUACAAGAAUUUCUAGGGAAAAAGGAACUAGGCAAGCAUCUAGAUGCUGAUGAGGCUAUAGUGCUUGGUGCAGCACUCCAUGCUGCGAACAUAAGCGAUGGCAUCAAGUUGAACCGCAAGCUUGGGAUGAUAGACGGUUCCUCUUACGGAUUUGUGAUUCAGUUAGAUGGCCCUGAUCUUAGUGAAGAUGAAAGGUCUGAACAGUCACUUGUGCCGCGGAUGAAGAAGCUCCCUAGCAAGGUAACUAGUCGUUUCCCGUUUGACCCUCUAGUUUUCUAUUAGUCUUUCAGUUCUAUGCUGACUAUACAUGUGUAGGCCUUCAAGUCUAUUAAACACAGCAAAGAUUUUGAAGUCUCACUUGGUUAUGAGAAGACGGAUUUGCUUCCACGAGGGGUUUCUUCUCACAAAUUUACACAGUAUGGGGUGUCUGGCCUGACAGAUGCAAGUGAGAAGUGAGUUUUGUGAUCCUUUCAGUAGUUAACACCUUCAUAUCAGUAGGGAGUGAGAUUGCUGACAUUGAUCUAUAAUGCCUUUGCUAGGUAUUCGACCAAGAAUCUGUCAUCUCCUAUCAAGGCAAAUCUGCACUUUUCUCUGAGCAGAAGUGGUGUCAUUUCAUUAGACCGAGCAGAGGCUGUCAUCGAGUACUUUGAGUGGAUCGAGGUUCCCAAGAAGAAUUUGACUCUGGAAAACGCAACCGUUAGUGAGUUGAAUUCGACUGCUGAUGUGAGCUCUGGAAACAGUACUGAGGAGAUCAGGGAAAACUCAGAUGGUCAAGGCAAGGUUGAUAGCCCAUCAAAUGCAAAUGAAACACAGCCCAUUGUUGAGGUAUCUAUGGAGAAAAAAUUGAAGAAGCGUACCUUUCGAGUUCCCCUGAAGGUAACAAGCUCUGAAAGCGUAUAUACAUUAUAUAUAGCAGUAGAAUAAUUGCCUCUUUUCCUUCAUCUUAAUUUAUUUAUGGAAAACAUCUUUUUUCGGUGAGGUGUGCAGAUAAUGGACAAAACUGCGGGGCCCGAAGUAGUACUCUCUACAGAAUCUUAUUCUGAAGCUAAGAUCAGAUUGGAGAUGCUUGAUCGAAAGGACUCUGAGAGAAGGCGCACGGCAGAACUGAAAAACAAUCUGGAAGGUUACAUAUACUCCACUAAAGAGAAGGUUUGAAGCCCCCCUGCUUUAUCUGGGACUGGAGCAUCGCUGCACUUUUUCUGCCUUAUCCCUUAACAAAUUCAUCUGUUUAUAAAUCCUUCUUCCCGCCUUAGUCAAAACGUCUUGUUCCCUGAAUUGUAUAUAUUUUUCGGACUUUGAGAAGAUAUACAUACCGAAAUGCUUCUCAUAUUUGAUUCAUCAGUGCCACCAUCUAUCAUCAGUAGGACCCAUAAUAGCAUUUGAUUCAGCAGUCGUCUUACUUCCUGUUUUUUCUAUUGCUGCUGGCAGAUGGACGAAACUUCGGAGCUGGAGAAAGUUUCUACAGAUCGGGAGCGAAAAUCCUUUGCAGAGAGGCUUGAAGAGGUAGGGAGCUUUGAUAUCACUGGUUUCACGCCAGGUGGCAGCAUCCGUCCAAUGAAAAUCCUCUGAUUUAAUAUUUUCUGCUGGUCUAGGUGCAAGAAUGGCUGUAUAUGGACGGCGAGGACGCCCCAGCAGAUGAAUUCAAAGACCGCCUCAACUCCCUGAAAGCCAUCGGGGACCCAAUAUUCUUCAGGUGGUGCACCUUCCUUUCUUUUCACCGAAAUGAAGAAGACCAGUCCCCCCACUAAAAAAGACCUCUUUCUUGCAGACUGACAGAGCUCUCCUCACGACCAGUGGCCUGUGAACACGCUCGAAGCUAUCUCAGUGAGAUCCCGAAGGUAAAUAGAUAUAGCCCAGCAGUGAUCUUUCCCUCCUAUGUAUUACUCGAGAAAGGUGCAAUCUUGUGACGUCUGGUUUAUUCUUCUCACCCAUCCUUAACAUCCUGGUAGAUCAUCCGUGAUUGGGAGGAGAACAAGCCGUGGCUUCCAAAGUCCAGAGUGGACGAGGUACGAAUGAUACUCCUCUCUCUCCCCCUCCGUUCUCAGCCGAGAACUGGUUGCUCAAUGUUGUCCUCCUCCACCGUUGCUCACCAUUGACCUCUAUUCUGCAGGUCCGCAGCGAGGCAGAAAGACUCGGGAGCUGGUUGGAUGUCAAGGAGAGCCUUCAGAAAGCGUACUAUUAUCUUACUUAUAGAUUUCAUAUCAUCUGCGCAUAUGCAUAUAUUUAAUAUAUGUAUAUAUGGAUCACUCAUAUUUGUGUCACUCUAGGACCCCUGCCUCUGUAACACCCGCCUUCUCAUCAUCCGAGGUUUAUGAGAAAACCCAAAGUCUUCAGAGCAAGGUAAGCCUCUCGUCCCCUUCUCUCCUUGUCCGACCACCUCCGUGUGCCUUCAUGAAGCAGGGGAGAGAUUCAUCUUUCUACACAGGUGGCGGGGGUGAACAGGAUACCGAAGCCGAGGCCAAAGAUUGAGAAGCCAGCCGCCAAGGAGGAAUCGCAGAAGGAGCAGCAGCAGCAGCAGCAGCAGCAGCAGCAGCACCAGCACCAGCAACAGAGUGCCGAUGCCUCAGAGGACUCAAAACCAGAGGCAGCGGGAGACCCGUCUGGUGCUGGCUCGCCGGGUGCGGAGGCCCACGAUGAGCUUUGA